Aspergillus uvarum CBS 121591 is the source of this 479-nucleotide messenger RNA. RefSeq lists its product as uncharacterized. The record is from RefSeq and is a predicted model, not a curated record. The coding region runs from base 173 to 439 and encodes 88 amino acids. The transcript has a single exon. Lineage: Eukaryota; Fungi; Ascomycota; Eurotiomycetes; Eurotiales; Aspergillaceae.
AUAAGAUAGCAUCAAGGAAAGACCCUACCCACCUUCACCUCAGCAUAAACAACAGUUGUGAGUAACGGCUUUAUAAGGAUUUGUUCCGAAUUUAGGUUCUUCGUAGGCAGAAGACACUUCUCCCCGGAAAUGCAGGCGCUGCGCGCAGGGCGGGAUACAGCUCCGUAGUUGGAUGCUAGAAAACCCUCCGUGGACGAGCAAUCCAGGAAUGAAUGUGGAGAAACAGGGAGAGAUUCCAGGACAGAAAGCGAGUGCGGAUGCGGAUACAACAGGCGGGAUUUUUGCUGCCAAGGAACGAGUGACUUUGGAGCAGACCAGCGAGAUGAUCGAGCGAGCGCAAUGGAUGAAGAGUAAGUGGUGGAAAAGGAAAGGGGAGAUGGGCGAAACCACGGCGCUGCAGGCGAUAGUGCGGAGUAACCAGCAAUGGGAAAGAGUCUAGAGUGACUAGCGGUGGUGGUAGUCCCUGUAGGCUAGAUAAC